AUGUCGUCCUCCUUCUUCACCAGGCCUGUCCCCGGUCGCCUCCCUUCCUCCGCUUACGCACCCUUCGGCGCACCCAUCGACCUCCCGCCGCCGUGGAAUUCCCCGCCCCCGCUCAACCUCGGCAGGGGGCACAGGUCCACUAGCAGCGCAGCUACUGCCGAUACCGGACGCAACACGCCGCCUCCUCCAUACAGCGAUGCAGGGGAGGACUACGAUCGGUUCCCGGCGUUCAUGGAUGAGCUGGAGGAGGGGUUCUAUAUGGACCAGGAAACGGGGGAAGAGUUCUACGUCGAUGAGCAGGGGAACGUUCUUUGGGAGGAUGAGUAUCAGGGCAUGACGGAGGCAGAUCAGGUAGCGCAGAUGGAAGAGUUUGCGCGACUCCACCAGAGACUAGGGGUAAUCAAUCUGACUAUAGUCGCUCCCUCUGUCCCCUUAGCGCCGAGGGCGGCCGGAGCUCCGACCGAGCCUUCGAACGGCCAGCUGCAGGAGAUCACUGUGCGAGGAGUCACGACCCGCGGCCACGCCUCUGACAUCGUCGUCCCUGCUGGACCCAGCCAUUCCAGCCACCCUGCUCCGGUCUCCGUUGCCCAGCAAGUCUCUCUCCCGGCAGUGAUGCCAGCAGGCUAUGCCUCAACUCCCAUCACCCUUACUCCUCGUGCCCCGCUCUUCGCCCACAUACCUCCCUACCCAGUACCCAUCGCCCCCGGUCACGCCCCUAGACGGGCACCGGUCACCCCAGCUCCGGUUGCCCCACUCUUCACCCACAUCCCUCCCUUCCCAGCGCCCAUAGCGCCCAGAGCAGUCCCCGCUUCUGUACCGGUCACUCCUCCUCCUCCGCCAGCCCCGCUCUUCACCCCUAUCCCACCCUUGCCGGCACCCAUUGCGCCCAGUCACAUCCCCAGACGCGCCCCAGUGACUCCGGCGACGAUCGCUCCCCUCUUCUCACACAUACCUCCCUACCAAGCACCGAUUGCACCCGGUGCCGUGCCUGUCCCAGCACCGAUCAUCCCUGCUCCGGUCAUUCCUCUUCCUACCAGCAUUCCUCCUCGGUCACGCCGCACCUCCGAGGUCCGCAUCGAUCCUGCUGGUCACACGGGCUCCCCGGACUUGGCCACGAGUCAAAUCCUGACUUCCUCCCCUCCACAACCCUCCGCCGCUGGCGAUCUCCCCACUACUACUGCUGCUGCAACCCAGACCACCUCGGUACCCAGGACUGGAUCACACCGUGUACAAGCCUUUCUCGGACGGAUCGCCGGCAUCCCCUCCUCACAUGACUUCCACCCAGAUGACCAGGAAGCCUUGGCGGCCCGUCUGGUCUCGACUCACGCCAUGCCAGAUGGCGACUGGUACGACCCCGCUCCCCGGAUCCACGGUGCGCCCAUCCUCCGCGUGAGGCAUCCCCUGCCAGGGACAAUCCGUCUUCCUCAACCAGAUGAGGACGUCGACUCUCCUGGACCAGAAGCCGACUACCACCUCCGGGACUACACGCUCGCGUUCUAUACUUGGCUGAACGCCAAACACGCAAAGACGGGCAAUGUGAAGCGGUCAGACGGCGGAUACACCGAUAUGGAACUGCGCGAGUUCCACGCUGCGUAUCCGGAGCUGCUGGCCAAGGAGAGAGAGGAGGAUGCUAUUGCAGAGUGCAAGGCAGAGGCGCGGCGGAUCAGGAUGGAGGCGAGGGAGAGGAGGCAGUUGCGGAUGGGAGGAUUUGAGCGCGAGGUGGACUCGGAAUCUGAGGGGUCCAGCAGCAGCUCCGAGUCGGGCGGAUCGUCAACACGGGCGCAAUUGGGUGCCCACUCGUUGGAGGCGGUAAGGGUGGAACGAUGGGUUUCGGCAGAGCUGCCUAUUCCUGGUAGAUCGACCACCCCGCCUGCCCCACUUCGGCCAUACGCCCCAGCCAUCCCCCCUCGACCUUACGGGCAAACCCCUCGUCUCCUCUUGGGUAUCGUACAAACCCCACGGGUUCCUGCAAGGUCACCAGCCGAGGCCGCUCCUGCACCUCCCUCUCGCCAUCUGGAUCGGCCAGUCAACCAAACAGCUCGGCCCCGUGCGAAUUCCAUCACAAACCAAGCACCCGCUCAUGCGCACUUAUCGCCCCCACCUCCGCCUCCCCACCUGCACGAAGAGCGACUUCCCACCCCAGGUUUCCGCAUACUCCCUUCCAUCCCGCAAGUCACACCCGCCAGCCCGUCGCUGGACCCGCCCACCCCUCCGCCCCCCUUCUCCGAGUCCCUCGUCAACAACGACUACAACAUCUACCUCGCCAAUCAGUACUCGGGGGCCAGUAGCUCCAGUCAUCCCGACCCUCCUUCUUAUCGAGGGCAAGACGACCCGGGCGGCAUCUGGCAGAACCACAAUGGGAACUGGGUCCGCGACCCACCACCGGUACUUGCUGCCUCCGCACCUCCUCCUCAGCAUAGCUACGGGUACCGAUCCACCUCGGCGGCCGCGUCAUCGUCGUCCUCAGCGUCAGUCUCCAGGCCCAUGCACUUCGAUAAACCCCUCCCACCUCUCCCUCCAGCGGCUAGUCGUACUUUGGGAGAACACAUAUAUCGGCCGGCCGAUACUGGGGAGCCUCAUGAUCAAGCAGGAGGGAGAAGCCUGUUCAGGGUGUUAAGCUGCACGGUGUCGUCGAGCAUCGUCCCUGGAAUCUCAUGGACUGUGUAUCGCACUCCGGUGCCAGCGGUACGCCGGUACUAUAGGUAG
This is a messenger RNA of Dioszegia hungarica, 2706 nucleotides long. RefSeq lists its product as uncharacterized. The transcript is spliced from 2 exons. Lineage: Eukaryota; Fungi; Basidiomycota; Tremellomycetes; Tremellales; Bulleribasidiaceae. The record is from RefSeq and is a predicted model, not a curated record. Bases 1 to 2706 code for a protein of 901 amino acids.